UGUGAAGUGGAGAUAAAUGAAUGUUUAUCAAGACCGUGCAAAAAUAAUGGAACUUGUCUAGAUCUCAUAAACAGAUUCCUCUGUAAUUGUGCACCUGGAUACUAUGGGUCUCUCUGUGAAAUGGAUGUAAAUGAGUGUGAAACUCUUCCUUGUUUGCAUGGAGGAAGUUGCAUCAACAGGCUUGGAGGCUACCAGUGUUCCUGCCCCCCUGGAUUCACAGGUGAGAGAUGUGAAGUAAAUAUAGAUGAGUGUUUAUCUGCUCCUUGCCUCCACGAUGGAAGUUGCAUCGAUGACAUCGCUUCCUAUAAGUGUCACUGUAAGAGAGGCUUUGCUGGGACAGAGUGCGAGAUAGAUGUUAAUGAGUGCUUGCCAGAUCCUUGUCUUCAUGGAAGGUGGCUAUUUUUAUUUAACUGUUAUUAUCUCCAAGAUAAUGUACUUAACAAGUAA
Molecule: messenger RNA, 447 nt
Organism: Nothoprocta perdicaria
Lineage: Eukaryota; Metazoa; Chordata; Aves; Tinamiformes; Tinamidae
Product: fibropellin-3-like
Exons: 3
Coding region: 121-447 (108 amino acids)
Molecular function (GO): calcium ion binding
Source: RefSeq, a predicted model, not a curated record